Fonsecaea erecta is the source of this 1545-nucleotide messenger RNA. RefSeq lists its product as hypothetical. Gene Ontology annotation, cellular component: membrane. NCBI's taxonomy places the organism in Eukaryota, Fungi, Ascomycota, Eurotiomycetes, Chaetothyriales, Herpotrichiellaceae. The record is from RefSeq and is a predicted model, not a curated record. Gene Ontology annotation, molecular function: transmembrane transporter activity. The coding region runs from base 1 to 1545 and encodes 514 amino acids. Gene Ontology annotation, biological process: transmembrane transport. The transcript has 4 exons.
AUGACGAAUACUGCUGGUGUCAAGAAUACUGCGCUGCAUCACGUUGAAGAUGCCGAGAAGCAGGCCCAUAUCAAGGAUAUCAUCUCGGAGCAGCACCAGCACGAUGCCGACGAGCUGGAGCAAAAGUAUCACAUCCCGCUGAAGGCGGUGCUGGAGUCGCAUCUCGAGGAAGAUGCACAAGCUGUCCGCAAAGUCAUGUGGAAGGUCGACUUGCGUCUUGUGCCCAUGCUCUCGUUGCUCUACAUGUGGGCGUUUAUCGACCGGUCCAAUUUGGGGAAUGCCAACAUCGCCGGCAUGAGCGAAGAUCUCAAGACCAACAUCGGCAACCGCUACUCUGUGUUAGCCAUGAUCUUCUUCGUCGGGUACUGUCUCGUCGACAUCCCCGCCACGUUCCUCGUCCGCAAAGUCGGCCCGGCGCUAUGGAUCGGCACCAUCACGACCAUCUGGGGCAUUGUGACCCUGUGUCAGGGCUUCGUCAAGACCUGGGGCGAACUGGCCCUGUGCCGUGUCCUGCUCGGCUUUCUGGAAGGCGGUCUCGUCCCUGCGGCCAUGUUUCUGCUCUAUAACUGGUACACGCGCUACGAAAUCCAGGCCCGCAUUGCCGGUUUCUACGUCAUUGGCAAUGCCUCCAGCGGCCUGGCGGGAUUGCUCGCCUACGGGAUCGAGCAAAUGGCCGGUGAUUCGGGGUUGAAUGGGUGGUCGUGGAUCUUUAUCAUCGAGGGCAUCGUCAGUACCGUUGUCGGCCUCGUCUCGUACAUAGUCAUGGUCGACUUCCCCGAAAAGGCCACAGUCAAGAACUCUAUCGGCCUACCUGGAUUUUUGACGCCGGAAGAAGCCGCCAUCGUGCUCGCCCGCGUGGAGCGCGACCGCGGCGACGCCGUCGAGGACAAAAUCACGCUCAAAAUCGCCAUGAAGCACUUCCAGGACUGGAAGCUGUGGGAAUUCACGUUGUACCUGCUGCUCAACAACACGGGCGUCUACGCCUUCUCGUACUUCCUCCCGGUGAUCCUGAAGGACGGCUUCGGGUACUCGACGGGGCGCGCCCAGCUGCUGACGUUUCCUCCCUACGCGGCCGGCGCGGCGUGGAUCAUGAUCUGUGCGUUUACAGGUGACCACUUCAAGACACGGGGUCCGAUCAUGCUGUUCAAUGCGUCCAUGUAUAUUGUUGGCGUGUCGCUAACGGGGUUCGCCUCGGAUGUGCACGCCCGCUACGCCGGUGUGUUUUUGGGUGUCAUGGGCAUCAUCGCCAAUAUCCCGACCCAGUGGGCAUACGCACACAACAACAUGGUCGGCCAGAACAAGAAGGGCCUGACCAUGGCACUGAUGGUCAUGGGCGGCGCCUUUGGGGGCAUCAUCGCGGGCAACGUGUUCCAGUCCCAGGAUGCGCCGGGAUACAGAUCAGGUCUCUGGAUCUGCAUUGGAUUUCAGAUGCUCUACUUUGUGCUGGUGUUGAAGAACUUUGCCAUCUUUUACGUCCAGAACAGACGGGCAGACCGUGGCGAGGUCAUCAUCGAGGGACAGCCGGGGUUCCGAUACACCUACUGA